This is a messenger RNA of Oryza brachyantha (malo sina), 1392 nucleotides long. RefSeq lists its product as uncharacterized. The record is from RefSeq and is a predicted model, not a curated record. Bases 1 to 1137 code for a protein of 378 amino acids. The transcript is spliced from 2 exons. Gene Ontology annotation, cellular component: plasma membrane. NCBI's taxonomy places the organism in Eukaryota, Viridiplantae, Streptophyta, Magnoliopsida, Poales, Poaceae.
AUGGCGUCGAGGGAGGGGGGAGGAGGAGGAGGAGGAUCAGGGCGGCCGGCGCUGAAGGUUGGGCGGACGCAGGAGUACCGGAUGGGGAGGGAGACGCAGCUGCUCGCCGCCGAGGGCUCGCCGGUGAGCCUCUUCGUGCUGUGCGGCGACCGCUUCGAGGCCGCGCGGCUGUUCCGCUCCGGCGGCCUGGCGGUGCACAUGGCGCGCGUCGAGGCCCACCCGGUCUCCAUGGCCUCGUGCGCCGUCGGCGACCACCAGUGGAUGCUCGCCAGGGACGCCCUCGUGGCGCGCCUCGACGCCCGCGUCUUCGUCUUCGAGAUGCCCGGCUUCUUCUACGCCGUCGUCGUCCCGCCCGACGGCGACGGCGGCGGCGGCGCCGAGAGGAAGUGCGCCACCCUCGCCGAGAUCUUCUGCCGCUUCUGCUCCUACCACGACCUCUCCACGACACCGCAAGGCGAAGACGAAGCCGGCGCCCAUGGCCUGAACGAACACUCUAACCCGUGGGUGCGUGCCCACGCCAGGAUACAGCGCCUGAAGAGGAGUCCCGCCUCGCCGUCCGCCGGGCAGGCCACCGCCGAUUCGCCGGCCGAACGCGCCAGCGUCGUCGGGAUCGCUAGCCAGUUGGAGCGCGCCGUCCGCACGUCGGCGGUGGUCAAGCUGCUCAGCCGCUCCCUCCUCGCCGGCGCGCUCCAGCCCGUGCGGCACCUGACGAUCACCCUCGGCGCCGGCGCUGCUGGCGACAGCAGUACUGAUGCCGGGGCCAGCACCGGCGCCGCCGCUGCCUCCGCGUCGACGGCGCUGCCAACCAAGUCGGUCGUGUCCGACCUCCUGGAAGCCAUCGAGACGAGCCGCACGUCGCCGCGCCGGGAGGCGCGGAGGGCGGCGGACAGCGGCGGCGGCCUCGGGUGGUGGCGCCUCAACGUGGAGGGCGUAAUGCUUCUCCUCAGGGUCAUCCAGACGGUCAGGGGACGGAAGACGCCGGGGGCGCCGGACAUGGGCACGAAGAGGCCGCGCGACGAGGCCGCCGACGGCGGCCUGAGAGGCGGCGGCGCCGGCGCCGGCGCCGCGGCGAGGCGGUGGUGCGGCGGGAGGCCCAAGAAGCUGGGCAACACGGUGGGCCCAUGCGGAAGCUCCUGAGACACCGAUGUGGUUCAAAUUGAUGUUUCCAAAAGGGAACCAGAGAUUAUUAAUAGGUAAUUAAGCGGCUAAUUAGGUUAAUUAACAAGUUGAUUUGUACUGCUAGAUGAAUGAUCAGGUACUAAUGCUUGGUCAUAGUGUUCUUUUUUUUGCUUCUAAUAAUAUUCAUCAGUGUUUAAUUAUUUGUUCGUCUACUCACAAAGAUGGAACGGCCGCAGAAUUGGAUUAAUUAUGUCGAUGAUAGAGGCCGGCUAA